AUGGCAUGGCUUGGCUUGGCGGUCCGCGGCUCGGCGUUCCGGGGGGGGGGCGGGGGGGGCGUGGUGUGGCGGCCGGUGGGGGCGGCCUUGCAGCGGUUGGCGGCGGCGGGCCGCUCGCGCCAGGUGCGGAUGGCCUCGGCCGCCCCCCUGCUGUUCCGCAUCGGGUAUAAUCUGUAUGCCCACACCCGGCUGGGCUAUCUGUUCUACAAGCGUCAAAUGAAGAAAGCACGGGAGCGUUUUCCUCAAGGCCACUCUGUCAGCCAGCCACUGGUGUUCAGUGGAGUGAAGAUCCUGCCAAUCCCUGUCUUGUCCAAUAACUACAGCUAUCUUGUUAUUGACACUGGCUCGAACUGUGCUGUGGCUGUGGAUCCUUCUGACCCUUUGGCUGUGCAGUCAGCUGUUGAAGAAGAGGGGGUGACGCUGGAGGCCAUCCUGUGCACUCACAAGCACUGGGAUCACAGUGGUGGGAACGCAGCACUGCGGCGGCGGCACAGUUCCUGUAGGGUGUAUGGCAGCAGCUGCGACGACAUCCCCGAACUGACAGAUCCCCUCUCAGACAAGGACACAGUAAUGAUAGGACGGUUGAACUUCAAAGCCCUCUUCACUCCAGGACACACGGUGGGGCACAUGGUCUAUGUGCUGGAUGGGAAACCUUUUGAAGGGCCAGCCUCUCUCUUUUCGGGAGACCUCCUCUUCCUCUGUGGCUGUGGCCGUAUAUUUGAAGGGACCCCAGAAACAAUGCUGGCUUCUCUAGAUGCAGCAGCUGACCUUGCGGAAGAUACACUUCUGUGGCCAGGACACGAGUAUGCCUUAGAGUGUCUAAUGUUUGCCAGUCUUCUGGAGGCAGAGAACCCUUUUCUGGAGCAGAAACUACACUGGGUGAAUCAACAGCGGGUUGAGAAGAAAAGCACGUGUCCUUCCACCAUUAGUGAGGAGAAACAAUACAAUCCCUUUUUGCGGACUCACUGUCGAGAGGUACAGGAAGCCAUGGGCAUUCAGCGCCAAAGGGAUGAGGACUGGGACACCUUCCGGGCCCGGGUGCUGAAGGAAGUGCGACGGCGAAAGGAUGCCUUCAAGGCAAACUAGCAAGUGGCGUUGGC
Messenger RNA from Euleptes europaea (tarantolino), 1100 nucleotides. It is a transcript of the gene PNKD, whose product is annotated as PNKD metallo-beta-lactamase domain containing. NCBI's taxonomy places the organism in Eukaryota, Metazoa, Chordata, Lepidosauria, Squamata, Sphaerodactylidae. Gene Ontology annotation, molecular function: hydroxyacylglutathione hydrolase activity. The transcript has 9 exons. Gene Ontology annotation, cellular component: mitochondrion. The record is from RefSeq and is a predicted model, not a curated record. Bases 1 to 1086 code for a protein of 361 amino acids.